AUGUUCUCCUGCCUCGACGCAUCCAUCGUCUCGACGGCGCUCGUCUCGGUCUCGGCCGAGUUUGCCAACUACCAGGACACGCCGUGGCUUGUGUUGGGGUAUCUCCUGACGUAUAUGAGCUUCGCCGUCGGCUUCUCCAAACUCAGCGACGUCUACGGCCGCCGUAACAUCCUCGCCAUCGCCUGGCUGCUGUUCACCCUCGGCUCCGCCUGGUGUGGAAUCGCCCGGCGUAUGGGCGAGCUAAUCGCCGGCCGCGCAGUCCAAGGCAUGGGCGGCUCAGGUCUGUACAGUCUCGCCCAAGUCUGCCUGCUGGAGCAAGGGCCGAGCCGGCCUGAGGUAGUCGGCGCGCUGGUGGGCGUGACGCUGUCGAUUUCGUUUUUGCUGGGUCCUGUGUUGGGCGGGGCGUUGGCGGAGUGGAAUUGGAGGGCUAUUUUUUGGUUUAAUCUGCCGUUUGGUGUGCUUGCGGUGCUGGGGAUAUAUAUCCUCUGGCCUGCAGGCAUCUCCCAAAUCGACUUUCUCGGGCACGCCCUCCUAGCCGCGGCCUCCAUCCUCCUCAUCUUCGCUCUCCAAGAAGCCGGCGCCCAAGUCUGGACCUGGGUAACCCUCCUCAACGGCUUCAUCUACAUAUCCCUCGUAAUCAAGGUCCCCGAAUACCUCCAAAUCGUCCACGGCGACGGCGCGCUCUGGGCCGGCGUGCACCUAGUCCCGAUGCUAGGAACCUGCGCGUUGGGUUCCUUUCUCGGCGGCGCACUCUCCAAACGUACCAACCUCACCAGUCAGACUCUGGUCGCGGGGGGUCUGUUGCAGGCUGUGGGAUUGGGACUGGUGCUGGCGUUUUCUAUGGUCCCCCUCCCCCUCCUCCUCUCCCUCCUCUCCCUCUACGGUCUCGGCAUAGGCCUCUGCUUCGCCUCCUGCACCAUGACAGCCGCCAUCCAGUCGCACCACCGGGACCUAGCCGCUGCCCAGGGUGCUGUGGCCCAGGCUAGGGUAUUUGGUGGCGCGCUGGGGUUGGCGGUUUGUACGAUUGUUUUUCAGGGGGUUUUGGGGAGACAUUCUGCUGUCUCUACCUCUGCAUCUGCCUCAGCCGCGGGGGAAGGAGCUGCCUCAGCCGCGGGGGCGGUGCCCAGCCAAUGGUGGACAACAGCCCUCGCGCUGCCCGACGGGUCCGAGGUACGAUGGGAGGCAGUCACACGGGUGUAUCUGGACGCCUUUCGGGAUCAGGUGCUGGUUAUGACGUGUGUUGCGGUGGUGGCGUUGGUGUUGAGUUUGGGGGCGUACCGUCAGGCGCGGCGGUCUGGACCGGGACCGGCGGGGCCGGGGACGGGGACGGGGACGGGGGAUGUGGUGGGUGUUAUGGAGCGGCAUAAGGCUUUUGCGAGACGGGCGGAGGGGGGUAGGGAAAGGGUAAGGGGGAAUGGGGAUGUGGAGAUGUCGAGUGUGAGUAGUUUAAGGUCUUUGGUUAGGUAG
Messenger RNA from Dichotomopilus funicola, 1467 nucleotides. RefSeq names its product putative multidrug resistance protein. Lineage: Eukaryota; Fungi; Ascomycota; Sordariomycetes; Sordariales; Chaetomiaceae. Gene Ontology annotation, biological process: transmembrane transport. The transcript has 8 exons. Gene Ontology annotation, molecular function: transmembrane transporter activity. The coding region runs from base 1 to 1467 and encodes 488 amino acids. The record is from RefSeq and is a predicted model, not a curated record. Gene Ontology annotation, cellular component: plasma membrane.